This is a messenger RNA of Cottoperca gobio, 1213 nucleotides long. RefSeq names its product protein tyrosine phosphatase non-receptor type 18 (gene ptpn18). Bases 119 to 1087 code for a protein of 322 amino acids. Gene Ontology annotation, molecular function: non-membrane spanning protein tyrosine phosphatase activity. Gene Ontology annotation, cellular component: cytoplasm; nucleus. The record is from RefSeq and is a predicted model, not a curated record. Gene Ontology annotation, biological process: protein dephosphorylation. Lineage: Eukaryota; Metazoa; Chordata; Actinopteri; Perciformes; Bovichtidae. The transcript has 11 exons.
UGACACAGACGGAGGUAAAGAGAAACUACAGAGACAGACAGACGGAGGUUUCGGUCGGAGGACGUCUGCUCAGGUGUUCGAUGUUUUCAGAUGUUUGUUGGAUGUUAUUUGAUGUGACAUGGAGCUGCUGACCUCCCUGAUGUCCACUCUGAGGACUGUGGAUCCCGGGACACUGGAUCAGGAGUACAAUGUGGUGCGUUCACAGACCUUGCUAUUAAAGAGAGAUCCCAGCUUCACCACAGAAAACGGAGCUCUGAAGGAAAACAUAAAGAAGAACCGAUACAAAGACAUCCUGCCAUAUGAUCAGUCUCGGGUGGUGUUGUCUCUGCUGACCUCAGACUUGGACUCUGAUUACAUCAACGCCAGCUUCAUCAAGGGGGUGGCAUCGGACAGCAAGUACAUCGCCUGUCAGGCUCCUCUCAGCUCCUCCGUCACAGACUUCUGGAGGAUGAUCUGGCAGCACGACAUCAAGGUGAUAGUCAUGGCCUGCAGAGAAAUAGAGAUGGGAAAGAAGAAGUGUGAGUGUUACUGGUCUCAUGUUCAUCAGUCGGCUGCCUUCGGACCGUUUACUGUCUGCAACCAGGGGGAGACGCGUCCUAAUGAAGACAUGGUGGUGAGAGAUCUGACAGUUACGUACCAGAAGGAGAGUCGUGCAGUGACUCAGUAUCAGUUCUUGUCGUGGCCGGAUCACGACGUUCCCUACGAGGCUGCAGGAGUCCUGGACCUGCUAGAGAAAGCCAGAGACAGCCAGGGAACACACACCUCGCCUCUGCUGAUACAUUGCAGUGCGGGCUGUGGGAGGACAGGAGUCAUCUGUGCUCUCGACUACAUCUAUGACCUACUGAUUACCAAGCAGAUCCUCACAACAGACUUCAGUAUCAUGAAGAUCGUCCUGGAGCUCAGGAAACAGAGACCCUCUUCAGUCCAGACUAAAGAACAGUAUCAGUUCAUCUUCUCGGCGGCCGCCUGUAUGUUUGAACGAGUCCUGCAGUCGCCCAGUGGGCGGCAGCUGCUCUGCAACCUGUCGCAGGUAAAACACACAAAGAGAGUUUGUGUAGACGUUUGUAUGCAGAUGAAAGGUUGUUGACAGUGAGAGGAAGUUAGAGCUGCUGCAGAAAGAGGAAGCGAUCUGUAGAUCAGACUUCCUGCAUGUAAAAGCAGCAGGCAGAUUGUUCAGAGACACACAAAGAGGAGCUAAUGGACGACACACGCU